UCCGCUGCUCACUAUCUAACCAACAGCGAUUUAUCGGGGGAAAUAUUACCAGAACAGCAAUAUAUAUCUUAAAAGUUGAAAAUUAAGUGCUUGACCUUUCGAUACAGUGAUUCGUUGCGGGUAAUAACCGUGAAUGGAACACGCAGCUGUUGUAGAGUGUACGCACUGUUGAACACACUCCAAAAAUACUCCACGGGCGGGCGUUGGCCCUGGCCUGGCAUAGUUAACACUGCCUGGCUGCUUUGCAUAUAGCCUAGGCCUAGGCUACUCUAACGGGAGUCCGGUCGUGGCUGAUGUUGAGGAGUUGAGUGUCGUUGAUUAACAUGUAACAGAUAAAGUACUUUAACUGGUCUUAGUGAAGAUAAUACAGAUACAUUUCGCAAAUUCUUUGAGAUUUGGAUAGCAUCUAUGUGUGAUUAUCAGUGAGGAUCCCCUUGUGGCCCCCACUUACACACACACACACACACACACACACAUAUACACACACAGAGAUAGAGAGAAACACACACACACAGCCUGUGUGAGCUCUGUUGGCACACACACACACACACACACACACACACCCCUGUUUGUCAUGGAGGUGUGUGAGGACAUGGUGGACAGGGAGCUGACCCUGACUGUGCUGCUGCCUGGAGGCACUGAGGAGACGGCCACCGUGCAUGGGAGUAAACCAGUGAUGGAUUUAUUGGUCACACUCUGUGGCGAGUAUCACCUAAACCCAUCCGAGCACAUCAUGGAGCUGGUGUCGCCCAAUCAGAAUCACAUCAAGUUCAAACCCAACUCUCUGAUUGGCUCCCUGGAUGCUGAGAAGGUUGUCCUAAGACACAGAGGAGAGGACGAAAGGACCAAGAGGAAAGGCCCCUACGUGCCAGAGGUGUCUGUACGUCUGAUGAUCUUCUAUAGGCAAGUGCACAGGGCAGUUGUGCGUGUGAGUCCCAAAGUGCCUCUGAGCGAGUUGCUCCCUGCCAUCUGUGACAAGUGCGAGUACGACCCUGACACCACCCUCCUGUUCCUCAACAGCCAAUCAGAGGAGCCAUUGGACCUCACUAAAUCACUGAAUGACCAUGGGAUCAGGGAGGUGUUCGCCAAGGACAUGAAAGUCAUUAAUCUCCCAGAGCCCAUUGCUACCACUCCAGAUAGUGAAGCCUCCAAGGAAAACAAACUCCCGCCUGCCAAAGAGAAGAGUGAGAAGGGGAAGGACAACAAGAGCUUCUUCAGUUUUUUUAGAAUAGCUAAAAAGAAAACUCAGAAGAACGUAUCUGCGAGCGUCCCGACCUCCCCUCUCCUCCAGAAGCAGCGCACUCUCAGCUUGAGCUUCCUGACCUCCCGCUGCAGCACCCUGCCCUCGGAGAAGUCCAAGAAAAGACGGGCACCGCUGCCGCCCAUGCUGGCCUCCCAGAGCUUCCCCACCAACCUGAACACCAGCCAGCCUGUUCUCACCGCCGAGGAUUCUGGGAAAGAGACCACGCUCAGUCACAGCUCAUCCAGUGAGUCUUCUCUGAAGAGAACCAAGCGGCGAGCCCCCCCUCCCCCUGCCCUCCCCCCACCUUCCAGUCCCCCCACACCAGACGAUGAUGCCCCAGAGGACCUCGUUUGUAAAGAUGUCUUGGGUAAUUUGGCUCCUGUGAGGGAGGUUCCAGAGGAAACCUUGAAUGAAGACCAAUCAAUAAACUAUCCAGUCGCAGCACUUAUUCACCAUACGACUAACGGCACAGGGGACUGUCUGUGUGAAGAACUGCACUCCAAUGACAAGCCCUGUGAAGAGUGCUCUGUGUGUGUGGAGUGUGGGUCUAGGAAGUCAGAGUGUGACGGACCCACACCCGGCGGUCAGCCAGAGGGGCCAGCGGAGUCUCCAGCUUCGCCCUCUCGCCGGACGCCGUCGAUCGGCUCCAGCCGGCGAAACAGCCCUAGCUGGAUGGGUGUAGGCUCGUCGUCCGGGCGACUGCUGCGGAGCAGCGGGAGCGGCCUGACCACCUUCACCAUCAUCCCCAAGCUGAGGGACAGGGAGAGGCAGCACAGGACCUACCAGGUGGAGGUAGUCCUGGAAAAGCAGCAGUCUUUGGAAGGUCUAGGGCCCCAUUCAGAACAGGUAGAACCAAACAGCAGAUCCACAGGAAAUGGAGAACAUGAAGGAAAUGCCUCAGAAUCAGCAGAUAAAAGCAAGGACUGGAGGGCCCCAGACACCAAACCGAAAUCCAGCAGUGGAGUCCCAUUCUGGGUCUCACAGAGGAGCACAGUGGGUCACACCUCCCUCAUGCAGGAACUUCAGAAGAGGGUCCCUGUUUUAAACGGAGAACCACAUUACCAGAACACAGACAGGGCAGAGGGAGAGAGGAAAUAUGAUGAGCGGGAGGAUCAGGGGGGAAGAAAUGUAGAAAAAAAGGAGGAAGAGGAAAAAGAAGAGAAUGUAGAUGAAGAGGAGGAGUGGGAGGAGGGGAAGGCAUCUCAUGAAGAAAGGAUGGAACAAGAGAGGGAUGAGGUGGAGGAGGAAGAGGAGGAAGACAAGGAAGAGGAGGAGGAGGGAGAAGGAGAAGACAAGGAAGAGGAGGAGGAAGAGGAGGAGGGAGAAGGAGAAGACGAUGAGGGAUUUGAUGGCAGCGAGAAAGAGAGCAUCGAGAAUGAUGAUGAUGAAGAUGAAGAUGACGGAGGUGAGCAGGAAGAGGAGGAUGAGGAAGAAGAAAAAAGGGAAGAGAUAGAAAAGGAAGACUUCUUCCCCCCACCUCCUCCGCCUGUCUUUUGGAAAGAGAGUGCUAAAGCGAGUCAGUACUCCCCUACUGAGGCCGAACACCACCCAGUGGACUUGUCCUCCACCCCUGGGUCCUGUGGCUCUGGGAAGCUGCCUGUCUCCGAGUCCCCAGGGGGGCUGUCACUCUUCGCCCUGGCCGUUGCCCAGAGGGCCCAGCGCUUCACCCAGGCCUUUAACACCCGUGCCUCCUCCACCAACAGAUGACGGCUUGGUCACCCAGAGAGCCCCUACAGCAACGGCUGUGUACCCACUGCUCUCCGCUAAGGGGAGGGAACCUGAGGCUGACCUCGCUGUGACCUUCCCGUGUUUGUUUAUAUGCCUGAUAUUCCUGAAGAAGCCUCGAAUGGAAGUUCAAUCCGCAACAAUGACACAUUGUUUAUGCCAUAAAAAAACACGACAUGACACAACGCAGCAUGGAUGUUUUCACGGUAACCAAACCACCAAACACGGGUGAAGUAGGAUGGACGUCUCAAUCCUUGUGAAUGGGGAAGGGUAUGAGGAUGUAUUGGAUUUUUUUUUAUUUGUGAGUUAUUUUUUAGUCUGUAAAAUGUACAUUCCAAGCUUGCUUAUGGGCUUAAACUGGUGUAUUUAUGUUACGUUUUGGAGUGUGCUAUUUCUGCAUUUUUGGCCCACAAACAGAUUAUUUUUUUACUUUAUUUUUUUUUACUGGAAUUUAUCUGAAUCAUUUAUGUCUUUGUUCUGUCACUUGUUUUGCUACUGUGCAUAAAUAAAGCAUCGAAAAUACUCUCA
Alosa sapidissima (American shad) is the source of this 3496-nucleotide messenger RNA. RefSeq names its product cordon-bleu WH2 repeat protein-like 1a (gene cobll1a). NCBI's taxonomy places the organism in Eukaryota, Metazoa, Chordata, Actinopteri, Clupeiformes, Clupeidae. Gene Ontology annotation, molecular function: actin monomer binding. The record is from RefSeq and is a predicted model, not a curated record. The coding region runs from base 575 to 2950 and encodes 791 amino acids. The transcript is spliced from 12 exons.